Gastrolobium bilobum is the source of this 723-nucleotide messenger RNA. RefSeq lists its product as uncharacterized. Bases 1 to 723 code for a protein of 240 amino acids. The transcript has 2 exons. The record is from RefSeq and is a predicted model, not a curated record. Lineage: Eukaryota; Viridiplantae; Streptophyta; Magnoliopsida; Fabales; Fabaceae.
AUGUCUCAACCUCCAGGUUUUGAAGUCACUGACAAGACCCUAGUAUGCAGGCUCACCAAGGCUCUUUAUGGAUUAAAACAGGCUCCUAAGGCCUGCUGCACCUAUAUUCUAGUUUAUGUGGAUGAUAUUAUCAUCACAAGAAACAAUUCUGACUUAAUACAACUUCUAAUUGAUCAAUUGCAUUCUAAAUUUGCCUUAAAACAGCUUGGAAAUCUGGACUACUUUCUUAGGAUCGAAGUUAAACAUCUCUCCAAUGGAAGGAUACUGUUAUCUCAAUCAAAAUAUAUUAGAGAUCUUCUUUACAAAGCUGGAAUGGCAGAAGCUAAAGGAAUUUCCACUCCUAUGCCUAGUGGAUGCAAGCUAAGCAAAUUUGGCUCUAACUAUGUACCUGAUCCCUCGCUUUACAGGUCCAUUGUUGGAGCACUGCAAUAUGCUACAUUAACAAGACCUGAAAUUUCCUUUAGUGUGAAUAAAGUCUGUCAAUUUUUAUCCCAGCCACUUGAGGAACAUUGGAAAAUUGUUAAACGCAUUUUGAGGUAUCUCAAUGUCACUUUAUCCUAUGGUCUGGUAUUUCAUCCACCUUCAUCACAACACCCUCUCUCACUUGUGGCCUUUUGUGAUGCUGAUUGGGAUUCAGAUCCGGAUGAUAGAAGAUCAACCUCUGGAGCUUGUGUGUUCUUAGGCUCAAUCUCAUCUCUUGGUGGGCUAAGAAGCAAUCCCUAG